CGGCGUGCGAGCGCCCGCGCCUUCGAAGUGCAUGGCGCGCCUGACUGGAUGCCUCGCGCCUUCGGGGAAUGGCUUCGUCCGAGGAAGAGGCGACUACCGCGUCGAUCCCUGAAGAUGACUGCCUCAGUGUCCGAAAAUGGUGGUGCUUCCUCCUGUCGUCGAUCUUCACUUUCCUCGCGGGCCUGCUGGUGGUGCUGGUAUGGCGCGCGUGCGCGUUCGUCUGCUGCCGCAAGGAGCCGGAGCUCGCGCCGAACGAUCCCAAGCAGAAGGAGCAGAAGGCGGCGCGGCAGGGCAAACAGGAGUUCGAGGGCACCUUCAUGACCGAGGCCAAGGACUGGGCCGGCGAACUCAUCUCCGGUCAAACCACCACCGGACGAAUACUGGUAGUGUUGGUGUUCAUCCUGAGUAUAGCAUCGCUCAUCAUUUACUUCAUUGACGCAUCAAGUAUCUCGACUUCCAGUGAAGAGGUGGAGCGAUGCCAGAAAUGGAGUGACAAUAUUACUCAGCAAAUCGACCUUGCCUUUAACAUAUUUUUUAUGGUCUACUUUUUUAUACGAUUUAUAGCAGCUAGUGACAAACUAUGGUUCAUGCUCGAGAUGUAUUCAUUUGUAGAUUAUUUCACGAUACCCCCAUCCUUUGUAUCGAUAUACCUGGAUAGAACGUGGAUAGGGCUAAGGUUUCUCAGAGCUCUGCGCUUAAUGACCGUGCCUGACAUUUUGCAGUACCUCAAUAUAUUAAAGACAUCGAGCUCAAUUCGUUUGGCGCAAUUAGUUUCGAUAUUUAUAUCAGUAUGGUUGACAGCGGCAGGCAUUAUUCAUUUGCUGGAAAAUUCCGGCGACCCGCUAGAAUUCGAGAACUCACAGAAGCUCUCGUACUGGACAUGCGUGUACUUUCUCAUAGUCACCAUGUCCACUGUAGGUUACGGUGAUGUGUUCUGCCACACUGUGCUAGGCAGAACCUUUUUGGUUUUUUUUCUCCUCGUCGGCUUGGCAAUGUUCGCUAGUAGCAUUCCCGAAAUUAUAGAGCUGGUAGGAAGUAGGUCCAAGUACAGUGGCGAGCUGAAGCGUGAACAUGGAAAAAGGCACAUAGUUGUAUGUGGGCAUAUAACGUACGAGUCAGUAAGCCAUUUUUUAAAAGACUUCCUACAUGAAGACAGAGAAGAUGUGGACGUUGAGGUUGUUUUUUUACACAGGAAACCGCCCGACUUGGAGCUCGAAGGCCUGUUCAAGAGACACUUUACCACUGUGGAAUUCUUUCAAGGCACCAUAAUGAACCCUAUCGAUCUGCAAAGGGUAAAAGUACAUGAAGCGGAUGCUUGUCUGGUGCUAGCAAACAAAUACUGCCAGGACCCCGACGCCGAGGACGCUGCCAACAUCAUGAGGGUCAUUUCCAUCAAGAACUACUCCGACGACAUCAGGGUCAUCAUUCAGCUGAUGCAGUACCACAACAAGGCCUACCUACUCAACAUUCCAUCGUGGGACUGGAAGCAGGGCGAUGACGUGAUCUGCUUAGCAGAACUGAAACUGGGCUUCAUCGCGCAGAGCUGCCUCGCGCCCGGCUUCUCCACCAUGAUGGCCAACCUCUUCGCCAUGAGGAGUUUUAAGACGUCUCCCGACACCCAAGCUUGGCAGAACGAUUACCUCCAGGGUACAGGCUGCGAGAUGUACACGGAGACACUGUCCACUUCCUUCACUGGGAUGAGCUUCCCUCAAGCGAGCGAGUUAUGCUUCACAAAACUGAAGCUACUGCUUCUGGCCAUCGAGAUCAAAGGCGAAGAAGGGGCAGACAGCAAGAUCUCUAUCAACCCUCGAAGUGCCAAGAUCCACGCCAACACACAAGGGUUUUUCAUAGCACAGUCUGCCGAUGAGGUGAAGAGAGCCUGGUACUAUUGCAAAGCCUGCCACGAAGACAUCAAGGAUGAAACACUCAUCAAGAAAUGCAAAUGCAAAAACUUGACCGCGCAGCGGAAGGUUGGAGCCGAUAUAGAUGUCGGAAUGAUGAUGAUGCAGACUGGGAUGGUGAAACAAAAUCUUAAUACAUAUCGAGGUUGUCUCGACGAUGACCACCACCCUCCCCCCACGUUCACGCCGCCAGAGUUGCCCAAGAAGGUCCAUGUUCGAGGUGAAAUUGCGAGAGAAAGAGGAGAGGAUACUAGCUUAAUAAAUCGGAAUCACCGGAGCGCGGCGCCAACAGCAUUGCUAUCCCCGAUGGCGAACCAGCUGAUGAACACCACCACGACACGGCAAGUCAACAAGGUCAAACCAAAUGUCAACAGAGCACCGCCUGACACGAAUCCGCAGGAUCAAGAUACCAAUUACCAGGCCUAUCACCUUGCCUACGAAGUCAAAAAGCUCAUGCCGACGAGUAGGAGUAGUGGUGGUAACCAAAACAGCAACGGGGUCAGUCUACCAGCCGGCCUGGCGGAUGACCAGUCGAAGGACUUCGACUUUGAAAAGACUGAAAUGAAGUACGACUCCACUGGGAUGUUCCAUUGGAGCCCCGCCAGGAAUCUGGAGGACUGUAUACUAGACAGAAACCAAGCGGCCAUGACAGUGCUGAACGGGCACGUGGUGGUGUGCUUGUUCGCGGACCCCGACUCGCCGCUCAUCGGGCUCCGGAACUUGGUGAUGCCGCUACGGGCCUCCAACUUCCACUACCACGAGCUGAAGCACGUGGUCAUCGUGGGCAGCGUCGAAUACAUCAGGAGAGAGUGGAAGAUGUUGCAGAAUCUUCCCAAGAUUUCGGUGUUGAAUGGUUCACCGCUAAGCCGGGCCGACUUGCGUGCAGUUAAUGUCAACCUAUGCGACAUGUGCUGCAUCCUAUCAGCGAAGGUGCCAUCGAACGAUGACCCGACGCUGGCCGACAAGGAAGCUAUCCUGGCUUCGUUGAACAUCAAGGCGAUGACGUUCGACGACACGAUAGGCGUGCUAAGCGCGGGGGUGGGGACGAACGGGGGGAGCGCUGCGCAGCCGCCGCCGGGGCAGGCGCCGGCGCCGGUGCUGCUGCAAAGAAGAGGGUCCGUGUAUGGUGCCAAUGUGCCUAUGAUUACUGAGCUGGUGAACGACAGCAACGUGCAGUUCCUGGACCAGGACGACGACGACGAUCCCGACACGGAGCUGUACCUGACGCAGCCGUUCGCGUGCGGCACCGCCUUCGCCGUCAGCGUGCUCGACUCUCUUAUGUCCACCACGUAUUUCAACCAGAAUGCCUUAACGCUGAUCCGCUCGUUGAUCACGGGCGGCGCCACUCCAGAGCUGGAGCUGAUCCUCGCCGAGGGAGCUGGUCUCCGAGGAGGGUACUCCACGCCUGAGAGUUUAGCUAAUAGGGACCGGUGUAGAGUCGGCCAGAUAUCCCUCUACGACGGUCCACUCGCGCAGUUCGGCGAGGCCGGCAAAUACGGCGACCUGUUCGUGGCGGCUCUCCGCUCGUACGGGAUGCUGUGCAUCGGGCUCUACCGGUUUCGCGACACCUCGUCCUCCUGCGACGCGAGCAGCAAGCGAUACGUCAUCACGAACCCGCCUGAUGACUUCAGCUUGCUGCCUACUGAUCAGGUGUUCGUCCUAAUGCAGUUCGACCCAGGAGUCGAGUACCGCUCGAGCCGGCGCACAGGUUCGGCGGCGGCGGGCAAGGACGACGCCUCCUGACUAUUGCUGUGCAGCGCCCUUACCGACGGCCCCUACUCCUACAUAUAGGCGGUAGGGCCCGCGUCACGCUACCUGACAAUCCUACCGCACCCACGCGGGUGACCGGCUGAGCGAAGUUUGACCGAUUGAUAGAUUUUUGAAGCUCUGAUUGGGAAUAAAGUUGUUCAGAUAGGAACUGGGUGGAUUCUAGUUCAAUUAAACAGAUGGAAUCACUUUUUAAUUCCAUUGGUAGACGAAUAAAAAGAACAAUACUCAAAGUCUAACUGACCAGUGCAUAAACUAUGGUAGUGGCUCUUAAUUUUAUUUGGUUUAAGUUCAAUUUCACUAGAAAACGCGAAAUUUACUGUCCAAGCUUUGGCUUGGAUGACAAGAUUGGUGUCUGCACCAAUCAGAGAAUUCGCUACAAAAGUUGAUAAGAAAUCAGCUAUAAAAUCUACACUUCGCUCAGCCGGCAUCUCGAAUACAAUCAAAAUUCGUCUGGUACCCUCCCGCGACAGAGUUAGAAACCCGUUUAAUUUUUAUUUCAGUUUGUUGAACAAUUAGUUCCUCACGGACACUGCACUACAACUCUUGAACUGUCGCACUCUGUACCUUCAAUGGAAAGACUAUGUACUCAAACGAUACAGAGUGAUCUAAACCCGCAUUUGUAAAUAUUGGUAUACAUGCGUGUUAGGAUGGCUUUCGGUGUUAAUAUCAUAUAAAUUAGUGGUGAGAUUAGACGAGAAGUAUAAUUGUUGAUGACCUAGAGGCAAGUUAGUCCGCGAAAUGUGGUUUACUUCACUCUGUAGUCGCUUUACUCGAGUUUCCUUUUGCACACUGCACACAGUCAAAGGGUAGGUCCUAUCUCACAUAUCGGUAUGUAAGUAAAUCUUUAAAAUAUGACACCUUAAUUUGAAAGAUAUAAAUGCUCAGUGUUUAAUGGAACCUUUUAAACUUUUAAUUGCAUGAUCGAGUCAUAGAUCUGGUGAAGGGAUAAUUAAAAUACCAUAAAUAAUGUUUAAUGUAUGAUAACUUCUUUUAGAAUAUCCAUUCCUUAUUCUGUAGUUUUUGUCUCUCAACUCACUUAUAUAAGGCAUUAUAUCUAAAAGCUAAAAUAUAUAGUAUAUUUUAAGCAUUUAAAGUACUCAUUGACUGAUUGUUAAGCACUUCAUGCAUCAUUUUAUUACGUUACGACACUAUGUUAAGUUUUAUAGUCGGAUUUGACGCCGGAUUCAUAUCAUUUUAUUAGUUUUUAAGACACAUUUUACCAUCUUUUUAAUCUACUUACUAUGCUGCACGUAUGGUAGUGUUCUGCAAACGAUUGAUAUUUUUCAAAUUUUAUCCUUUUUAAAUCUCCUACAUUAGACACACGGUAGACAUUUUGUGUCGAGCUGAUCUCAAAUUAUCAGCUCCACACAAAGUAUAGACUUUAAUUUAUCUUUCAUUUAUUUAGUUAGUUAUUUUUAGUUUGUACGUUAUGUUUAUUUUUUUAAUAAAAUUUUAAAGCUUU
Molecule: messenger RNA, 5133 nt
Organism: Ostrinia nubilalis (European corn borer)
Lineage: Eukaryota; Metazoa; Arthropoda; Insecta; Lepidoptera; Crambidae
Gene: slo
Product: calcium-activated potassium channel slowpoke
Exons: 27
Coding region: 69-3644 (1191 amino acids)
Biological process (GO): potassium ion transmembrane transport
Cellular component (GO): postsynaptic membrane
Molecular function (GO): large conductance calcium-activated potassium channel activity
Source: RefSeq, a predicted model, not a curated record